AUGGUCGAAAACACAUCAGCAUCAUCCAGCUGGACCCCUGUUCGAUGGCCCUCUGUCUCUUCUAGUAUGGAGAAAAAACAACAUCUUCUUCCAUUCCCAACGGGGAGGCUCCUGCUCUCUUUGGACUGCGUUUGCGUGUUGGGAUGCAUCUUUCAGCUCUAUACCUUUCAUCGGGACGCCAUGGAGAUGGAAACGCACAGGCAGAGGCAAAUCAUCGCUGAUCUUUGGGUUGCCUUGUGGUUAAGAACGGUUGCAAUUUUCUGCUGUCUACUCCUGGGGCAAUAAAAAUCAAUCUGCUACUAGCGUGUUCUCCUUAGGAGGUACCACUUCACUGACUCCCCUCGUACAUGGACACCUUUUGCUAUAAAAGAGGCACCAUGACGUGACAUGAAAUGAUAUGACAUGACAUGACAUGACAUGACAUGACAUGACAUGACAUGACAUGACAUGACAUGACAUGACAUGACAUGCUGGCUUAGUUAGAAGUUCCUCCACUGUCAUUUUCAUUUAUAUCCGCAGCUCUGUUUUUUGUUCUAACUUGUUGCGCGCUCGUGCUCUCGACCAGCAGCCUCCUCCAGCUUUAUGUUGCGGGAUGGUUCUGCACUGGCGCGGACUACUCAUGCCUCCAGGCAUUCUUAAGGCGACUCAAGGAAUCCAGCUUCCUCAGCAUCGUGGUGCCGCUUUGUAAGGGAAAAGCAAAAGAAGCAUCAGGAUGCUACUGGAGACGAAUUUAUUCCUACACCUCUAAUAUUGACACAGAAAGCAGGCAGCGCGCAUUCUGUCGUGAAGUUGGCGCUGUCGCUCGUAUUGCUUUGCGAACUCGAUGUUACGAUGAAUAACAUCCAGUAGUAGAAGCUAAUGUCCAAUUAUCUUCUACCUACAGAAGAACUAGAGCUUCAACAUCAUACUACGAUCGUUCUUUUGUAGAAGAAAAUAGAAGCUACUAGAAGCUACACAAGAACUCAGGAAACGGAUCAUCAUAUUCACACUUGUUGUUCCACCAUGAAGGUCUUCACAGGAACUGUCUCCUUUGCUAGAUUCUGGCUGAUGGACUAAAACAGGAACUGUCUCCGUUGCUAGAUUAUAGCUACGUCCGCUUCUUCGUCUUUCUUUCUCUCUAACACGGUAUGGGUGCUUCGCAGGCCUUCAUUGGACGGGAUCCUUGUGCUCUCAUUACCCGAGGACGAAAACGAAUACACAAUAACGCAAUUGACGCUAUUUCUUAUGCGCAUAGAUGAUACUUAUAGUAGCGAUAGAUAGAAACCUAGAUCGAUGAAAUCUUGAUAAGUGCCCUCCACUAAUUUCAAUUCUGAAUCUUAUAUAUAGUUAGGGCGUUCUUGCCUCUACUAACUAGUAGUUCUUACCUCUACUAGUAAGUCUAGGUGGCUCCUCAUUGAAAGCGUUUUCUUGUUGUUUCUGAACGUAUAAACACGUCAACCUCAACAAUCUUUCUCGUAGCACAUCAUUUGCAUCAUCAAGAAGAUCAACUCAAAACUACAAAUGAGCAUCAUCCUCUAAGCUGCAGCUUCUGUUCCUGACUCAUGCCGUCCCACGGUUAUGGAAAAUCGAUCUUGAACAUAGGUGAAGCAAAGUUUUUGAACACUUUUUACUCCAUCCUUUGCUUUUGUUUUUCUUUGGCUUAGAAAGGGAUUUAGAAAGGUAUGCAAACACGUACCUUUCUAAGAGAGAAAUACGCACCUUGAUUCUUUUACAAGUCCUAAUCAAUAGUAAUUUCUGUGACGUAUUUAGAAAGGUAUGCAAACCUGAGAGAAAUACAAUCAUCUUUCUCUUUCUUCUUGUCUAAGAAGUAUCGCAUUGGCCUUGUUGGGGCUGUGUAACGGAGACGGAGAGGCUCGCGAGGUAGAUGGAGACGCUGGCGAGGAAUAUGGAUACGCAAGAACUGCGGCUGAUUCUUCUGAUGAAGAGGCAGGCCCUUGUAGUUUCGGAGUGGUGCAGUGCGUGUAGCUUGCUACUAUAAGUACUUUUUAAGCACUAAAUAUAACAACCGGUUCGUUUUUACCUCUAGCGUGUAACCCUUCCAACACUAUCAGCACUUUUUAAAAAAAGUAGAUGAGCAUCUCCACUUUUCUUGCGAGUUUUCUUGUAGAGUAGUUUUACCUAAACUAGAAGUUCUUGUCGAGUUGUACGACACUCCUAAGAGGAACCUUAGAGGAUUAUCAAGGUCGUUCUCGUCGAUCUUCCAGAAGCACGUAUAGAAUGCAAUCCAAUCCUAAACAUAACAACCGCACAUCAACGCAUACUCAUAUAGUCGCACAUAUAACCGCACAUAGAUAACGCAUACUCAGAUAUGAAAUGAUAAUGACAUAACAGCCUCGUAUUAACCGCAAGUUGAAUAUCACAGCCAGCAGUUUGCUCAGCCCUAGCAAAGCAUUGAAAAACCUCCCGUUGCAACUAUUAAUCCCCAAACUAUGCCCUUGCUCUUGCACUUGAGUCCCCACACUCUGGGUUACACCUCGCGAACAGGUAAAUGAAUGAAUGAAAUCAGCUAGAUAGAACGAAAUUAUACGUAUCAAUCGAAAAAUCACUUCCUAGGCGUACUGACGUACCAAGUCGUACUGACGUACCAAGUCGUACUGACGCAGUACCUCCUCGUUGUACUUCUGACGUACCUGGUACUGGCCUCAUUGUAUUUCUGAUAUACCUCGUAAGGUGAAAAGGACGUAACUAGCAAAGUUGAGGAGGACGGGUGACGUAUUAUGAACCCUGACGUACUCGUAGACGUACUAGAAGUAUUAUUUUAAUGCUGUGCAUUUUAAGCAUUCUGAGCGGUAAAUGUCCCUGAAUAGAUGUUGAACAGCUGGUGUUACAGAAAGUGAACAGUAGAGGAGUCAUCUACUUCGACGUACAAGGUUGCAUAGCUGGAAGAAAUUGCAUAGCGAUAGCCCCAACAGAGAACAUUAUACACCAUCAUCACCAUGACCAAAACAUGACCUACCAUACAAGACGUUAUCAUGACCACAUUCAAUCAUCAUUGGUCAAUUUCAUUUACAACAUAACAACAACGUACUACUGCUCUUCGACCAUUCCUAGCUGCACGAAACACACGAAGCACAAAGAAAUCCGGCGAGACCGUAAGCGAAAAGUAGAG
Molecule: messenger RNA, 3109 nt
Organism: Amoebophrya sp. A25
Lineage: Eukaryota; Dinophyceae; Syndiniales; Amoebophryaceae
Source: the annotation of a GenBank genome assembly